This is a messenger RNA of Miscanthus lutarioriparius, 2010 nucleotides long. The record is from the annotation of a GenBank genome assembly. NCBI's taxonomy places the organism in Eukaryota, Viridiplantae, Streptophyta, Magnoliopsida, Poales, Poaceae.
AUGGAUUUCCACAGCAUCGAUGAUUAUUUUCAUGAAAAGAGCCUGACACAAGGAGGUGAAGGAGUUGCAGCAGAUAGCACUGAGGCAAUUCUGGAAAGGGUGUACCAUGACAUUGCAUUUGGAUCUGAGAAGCUGCUCAAUCUAGACAUGCUGGUCAUGGAGAUCGCCCGCCGAGCCUCUGAUAUCGAGCCUCUCAUGCGGGACCCUCGUUCCAUUUCAGCCGAGUCGGUUGACAAGGCUUUCGAAUUUGAUGUCCUGAACAGUAUUGUAGAUUCGGAAGUCAGUGAGUUGGAGAAGCUAGCUGUCUCUAUUCAAACAGAUAUUGGCGAUGCUGAAACCAAGGCUUUGGGGGAAGAACCCGGGAGCAGAGUGACUGACAAGCUGUGCACGCGGAAGGAGUCCUUGAAGCAGAUGCAAGAUGUAAUUUCUGAUAUUAGAACACAGCUUGCAACCUUUGAGAAGGCCAUACAACCUUCACAUGGUAAACAAGGAAAUAGUGAGGGUAUGGGAUAUGAAAACGGUCAUAUGUCAGGUCACACUGCUAUGCAGGCUGAGGAUCAGAGAAAUGUACUGCAGAUGUUACAACAGUCGAUAGCAAGUAAACUAGAUCUUGAAAAUAAGCUAUGUGAUUUGCAGUCUGUUGUGGAAGACCUCAAAAUGAAGCUGCAUAAUGCAGAACAAGAAUCGUGUUUCUUGGAGGAAUCCAUCAAAGAGCUUUAUGAAAGAAUGUUCUCGGCAGAAAAUGCUUCCCAAUUGUUACUUGGAACUUCAAAGGAACUCGUUGGCAAACUUAAUACCACCCAGUUCUAUUUAAGUGCUUCAAUUCGCACGGAAGGCGAUCUUAAAUCAAAGUUAGAGGAAAACUUGAUGAAAAUAAGUUCCAACAAGAGCACCAGGGAGAUAGUGCUUGGAGACAGUGACAACAAUGCUAGUCAGGAGCCUGUGCAGAUGCAGGUGCUAUCACCUCCUGAGUUCUUGACUUUGUGGAAUAAGGUUCAGCGGCUGGAGGAAUUGUUGAGGGACUCUGGCUCUCAACCGCAGCAAUCAUCUCUAUCAAGAGGGGCAACUGAAGAAGAGAAGGAUACUGCAGAGUCUGAGAUAAGUGCAUUCGGGAAUAUUAUCACUGAUCUUAAACUUGCCAUUUCCAAUGCAGAAAGUAGAACACAAAAUGCCGAAACAAGGUGUAUACAGCUCACUCAAACAAAUGCUCAGCUUAAUGGGGAGCUGAACUCUCUUAAAAUUCAGGGGUCAGAUAGGGCUGGCUUAUUGGAGACGAAACUUAAGGAAUCAGACACUCAACUAGAGCAUGCAAGAGCAUCAGUUGAUGCUAUUGUUGAACAACAGGGUAUGUUAAGAUUGUCCAUGUCUGAUAUGGAACUGGUGAUUGGAGAUCUGAAGGAAAAGUACUUGAAAGCUGAAACCAGGGCUGAGAGUGCUGAAUCAAAAUGUUCAUUGUUGACAGAUACUAAUUUAGAACUUGGUGAAGAGCUAUCAUUUCUGAGAGGUCGAGUAGAAAGCCUAGAAAACUCAUUGCAUGAAGCUAACAAACUAAAGGUGUCCAGUGCAAAAGACAUUGCUAGUAAAACUAAAACUAUCAUGGACUUGGUUGCAAAACUUGCCUUGGAAAGAGAACGCCUUCAUGUUCAGAUUGUUACACUGACAAAAAAGAACAGAAUGUUGGCUCAAAAAUGCAAAGAAAAUAUUAGCGAGCGUACAUUGCUGUGCAAGGAUGUUACCACAACUGAAGGUGAACUUAGGGCCAGUCAAGUAACAGGGGAAGCAGCUUCAAGUUCUUCACAACAAACCAAGGCGAAGGGAGCUGGUAACACUCCACAAGAGGAGGUUGAAGCCGAUGAGGUGAUUCCAGUGGUGGAGGACAAAUCUGGUGCCGGGAGCACACUCGAGACAGUGCGAUCUAUUGAACCGACGAUGCUAAACUGGAAGUUAAUUUCCGCAGCAUUCCUGGCCUUGCUGGCUGCCAUCAUCAUGUACCAGCUAUUACCAAUCUGA